Molecule: messenger RNA, 330 nt
Organism: Prorocentrum cordatum
Lineage: Eukaryota; Dinophyceae; Prorocentrales; Prorocentraceae
Source: the annotation of a GenBank genome assembly
AUGAAUCGUGGCUUUUCAGCGAAGCUGUGCCGCAGGUUUUUGGCCUCAGCCGCCCCCGCGUUCAACGACGCCCUCCGGCGUCGGGAGCACGUGGACCCCGCGUCGCUGCCCGCGGACAGGAGCGUCCUGAUCUACAACCAGUUCGACCCCAUCGGCGUCGAGGCCCGGGACCGCGGCGGCCUGGUCGGCGCGACCGUCUGCACCUUCGCUCCUCCCGAGCCUGAGGCCUGCGUGGAGUGUUACAGCCGGAGGCCCUUCGGGGGCGCUGCCUGCGACCGCUGCUUCGAGCAGACUUUUCCUCCUUCUUCUACAUCUUGUCGCUGUACCUGA